AUGCAAUUUGCUAAAGCGCUAAUAGAAGUAAAGAAAUUAGCAACGGGUUAUUAUAUCGGUGGCAUUAUACUGUCAUUUACUUUUUUCGUUUUAAAAAUUACAGUUGGCGUGUGUGCUCUCGUUUUUGAUGAAUGUGGCCUUGAUCGAAGAGAACAUGAAAUUAUGAUAUUCCUUGCUAUUAUGGUAUUUUAUAAGAAUCGGAAAGCAGCAAACUGGAUGCACUGUCUCGCGAAUAUGUUUCUCUUUUGUAAAUUAGCCAAUAUUUUCUUAUUUUUACGAGCUGAUCUUAUUGCUGGUGUUGUCUACAUCUGUGUUUGUCUCAUACAUUCCGUUUUCUAUCCAGAACCAGUUUGUGCAGAAUCAGAAAGAACACUUAUUUAUAACAACACAGAGUUAUAUGAGGAAAUUCAACGGAACCCGAAAAUAAUUUGGCUAGUUUAUUUUUAUACUUCCUGGUCACCAGAUUGUAAACACGUUUCUCACGUUUUUGCCGAGUUGAGCGACAGGUUCCAUUUGCCAAAUCUAAAAUUUGCGAAAUUAGAUGUGGGAAAAUGGUCACAGGAAGCGAACAGGUUCCGUAUCAAUAUACAUCCAACCAGUAGACAGUUACCGACGAUUUCGUUAUUCAAACAAGGUAAAGAAGCACAACGACGACCUACAGUAUAUAACCGGCGUGCAGUGCCUUUCGUUUUUACUAAAGAGAACUGCAUUCUUGCAUUUGAUCUCAUUAAUUUAUAUGAAGAAUGCAAAUCAAACAUGACAAAAGGCGAAAAAGAACAGUUCAUGAAUGAACAGUCGAAGAAAGAAAAGUAA
Molecule: messenger RNA, 813 nt
Organism: Brugia malayi
Lineage: Eukaryota; Metazoa; Nematoda; Chromadorea; Rhabditida; Onchocercidae
Product: MGC79568 protein, putative
Exons: 7
Coding region: 1-813 (270 amino acids)
Source: RefSeq, a predicted model, not a curated record